Apaloderma vittatum (bar-tailed trogon) is the source of this 1527-nucleotide messenger RNA. It is a transcript of the gene PEX14, whose product is annotated as peroxisomal biogenesis factor 14. The record is from RefSeq and is a predicted model, not a curated record. The annotation marks the transcript as partial. Gene Ontology annotation, cellular component: peroxisomal membrane; peroxisomal importomer complex. Gene Ontology annotation, molecular function: signaling receptor binding. Gene Ontology annotation, biological process: protein import into peroxisome matrix, docking. Lineage: Eukaryota; Metazoa; Chordata; Aves; Trogoniformes; Trogonidae. The transcript is spliced from 7 exons.
AUUGUGACAGCAGUGAAGUUUUUACAGAAUCCACGGGUCCGCCAAAGUCCUCUUGCAACCAGAAGAGCGUUUCUGAAGAAGAAAGGCCUGACAGAUGAAGAAGUUGACCUGGCUUUCCAGCAGUCGGGCACCAGCACGGAUGAGCCACAGCCUCCCAGUCCUUCGACACAGCUGCUGCCAACUCAGCCCUCUCACCCUGUGGUGCAUAGUCCACCGGGCUCCAGAUGGCGAGAUUACGGCGCUUUGGCUAUCAUAAUGGCGGGAAUUGCCUUUGGAUUCCACCAGCUCUACAAGAAAUACCUACUUCCUCUCAUCAUGGGAGGGAAAGAAGACAGGAAACAACUUCAGAGAAUUGAGUCAAACAUUUCUGAGAUGAGUGGCAGCGUGACACAGACAGUGACUCAAUUACAGACAACUUUAGCAGCUGUCCAAGAACUGCUAAUCCAGCAACAACAGAAAAUCCAGGAGCUCACCCAAGAGCUGGCUGCUUCUAAGGCCACAACUUCCACCAACUGGAUUCUGGAGUCACAGAAUAUUAAUGAAUUGAAAUCUGAGAUCUACUCGUUAAAAGGACUUCUCCUGAACCGGAGGCAGUUCCCUCCCUCCCCUUCGGCUCCGAAGAUCCCGUCAUGGCAGAUCCCAGUGAAGCCAAACUCACCCUCCAACCCUGUGGUUGCCAACCAUAAUAGCAGCAGUGACAUCUCACCUGUCAGCAACGAGUCUACCACCUCGUCACCGGUCAAGGAGAACCACAGUCCUGAGGGCUCCAAGGUCAGCUGCCAUCUGCUGAGCACCGAGGAGGGCACCAAGGCCGUGAUUGAUGUCAAGAGCCAAGUGCGGAUGGAGGUGCAGGGUGAGGAGGAGAAAAGGGAAACCAAAAGGAAUGAAGAGGAGGAAGAGGACGAUGAGGAUGAUGAUGUUAGCCAUGUGGAUGAGGAGGAAUGUCUGGGUGUCCAGACUGAGGACCGGCGAGGAGGGGAUGGUCAGAUUAAUGAGCAAGUGGAAAAGCUACGAAGACCUGAGGGGGCCAGCAAUGAGAACGAGAUUGACUAAGGCCCCCUGGCUUCCGCUGCUGCUGCUGUACAUCUUCCCCGGCCUCCUGCACUGUCCCCGGUGCCUCUCCCAUUUUGUGGAGAGGAGUGCCACCAUCCCGUCCAGUGAUUCUCCCAUGUUGGACCUUGAGCAGGGUCAGGAUUGCCCGGUGAACAUAGUGGGCCCUGUUUCACCACAGGGCUUUGCAGUGUUGCAGUGGCUUCUUCUCCCCUCCCAGACCCACCUUCUCCCCGUGAGCUGGGGCCACUGCCUAGGCUGGAAGACCGAUCGCCUUACCAUGCACCACUGCUACAGAAUAAGUCCUCUUACAAAAAAAACCACCGUUCUCCUGAAACAGUCAGCUUCUUUGCUGCAUCCUACAGUCCUUCUAUCCAAUUUCAGAAACGAAUCUGUCCUGAGUUCUUUGAUUUCACAAGCCUUUAAUCCCCACAUAAGGCCCAAACAACUUCUGUUUCCCAAAAUAACCCUCUAUUU